Molecule: messenger RNA, 2071 nt
Organism: Helianthus annuus (common sunflower)
Lineage: Eukaryota; Viridiplantae; Streptophyta; Magnoliopsida; Asterales; Asteraceae
Product: OBERON-like protein
Exons: 3
Coding region: 172-1848 (558 amino acids)
Cellular component (GO): nucleus
Source: RefSeq, a predicted model, not a curated record
UUAGCAGAAAACAGGGUGACCUCCUUUUGACCUUUUCGUCUUGGAUUAUCCCAAAUUUCAAACAAAGCUCUGUUCAGGUCAAGUUCCAAAAUCAAAAGCACACAGAUCUUCAAUUUCUCUUUAAAUCGGCGAUUGAUUAUUUUCUUUCCGAACCAACUGGGACGAUAUUGUAUGGAUAGUUCAUCAGGGUCACAUUUCAACAAUCAACCUUCACCAAAAAUGAUGCCGCCACGUCAGCAAGUAAAGUCCGGAGUGCUGCACACAUCCUUAUCACUCGUUCCACCACCAGACGCUUUCGGGUCACCAAACGUUCAAGAACGCGGCCCAAAUUCCGACCAGGUCCGUGAGUCACCAACUGAAAGCGCCAGCUCACGUGACACCUGGCCCGACCCGUUAAUCGUAUCUAAGCAGAUGGAGAGAGAGAAACAAAAAGAGCCCGAAAAUAACUUUGCUGAAAACUCCGUAACCCGCCAUAUUUCACGGUUGGAUAAAAUGUCGCUUAGAGACAUAUGCAGUGAACGCGUUGAUAUAAUUGCAGAAAAAAUGCAUCAUCUACCUUACGAGUUUCUCGACAAUUUAAAGAACCAACUUCGCGUUCUUAUCGAAGGAACCAGCGGUGAUCAAAUCAAAGAAGAAUACAUUUUCCUCCAAAAAAUGGUUAUGGGCCGAGGCGAUUUGACCGAAAAGGUGCUCACGAUGGCCCACCGCGGUCAACUCGAGUUGCUAGUUGCCGUCAAGACGGGAAUUCAAGCGUUUCUACAUCCAACCGUUAGUCUUUCACAGGCUUCUCUUAUCGAGAUAUUUUUAUACAAGCGAUGCAGAAAUAUAGCGUGUGGAAGCCAAAUUCCUGCUGAUGACUGUACAUGCGAAAUUUGCUCGAAACGGAACGGUUUUUGUAACCUCUGCAUGUGUGUGAUCUGUACCAAAUUUGAUUUUGAAGUGAAUACAUGCCGUUGGAUAGGUUGUGAUGCGUGUUCUCAUUGGACGCACACGGAUUGCGCGAUACGAAACGGGCAGAUUGGCGUGGGACCCGUUAAAAGUGGCGGGAUGCUUUUCCGGUGCCGGGCUUGUAUGAGAACAUCGGAAUUGUUUGGUUGGGUUAAAGACGUGUUUAAUCAGUGUGCGCCGUUGUGGGACCGUGAAAGUUUAAUUAAGGAGCUUGAUUGUGUGAGAAGAAUAUUUCAUAGAAGUAAUGAGAAUAGAGGGAGAAACUUGUACUUGAAGUGUGAAGAACUUGUGGAAAAACUUAAAAGCGGGUCAACUGAAGCUGUAGCUUGUAAAGCAAUAUUAUCGUUUUUUCAAGAGGGGGAGAUGGAGACUCCAAAAACCGAAGAAGGUGGAGUGAUGGCCCCACAAGAAGCAUUCAAUCGAAUAGCCGACGUGGUGCACGAAGCAAUUAAGAAAAUGGAAAUGGUGGAAAACGAGAAGGCACGCAUGGUUAAAAAAGCGCGGUUGGCACUCGAGGCAUGUGACGAAGACCUAAAAGACAAAAACCGGGAACUGGCAGCACUAAACUUAGAAAGACAGAAGAAAAAGCAGCAAGUAGACGAGCUUCAAAGCAUUGUACGUCUUAAACAAGCCGAAGCUGAGAUGUUUGACCUCAAGGCUUCCGAAGCUAGACGAGAAGCCGAAAGACUUCAAAGGAUCUCCCUUGCAAAUGCGCAAAAAGAGGACGAUUAUGCAAGCAGGUAUCUAAAACAGCGGUUACAUGAGGCGGAAGCGGAAAAACAGUAUUUGUUUCAAAAAAUUAGGUUACAGGAAGAGGGUUCGUCACGAGAUACUGGACCAGCCGAACCGUCACAGAUGAUCAUGUAUAACAAGAUCCAGGACCUGCUGAAAAAGAUAUGAAUUUUUGUUGGUUUGGUUUAAUGUUUAUUGUAAUUUGUACUAGUUUUUUUUUUUUUUUUUUUUUUUUUUUUUUUUUUUUUUUUUUAACAUGAAAUUUAUCUUUUGAAGUUCUGGAUAGAGUUGUUGGAGGCUUGUUAUCGACACAUCAUGUUGGGAGGAAAAUUGGAAGCAAAGAAUCUCCCAUUCUUUUUAAUUUUUAAUAUUUUCUAGACAUUAUACUUUA